ACGGGUCUCUAGCCAACGAUCCGCUGAAGGAUGGACUCGACCACCUCGUCACGUGCUCGGUCGAAAUAUACCGCGGAUACAGCUGUGCCAACCUUUCGAGGCGAAAGUUUCGAUCCCUUUGAUACAAGUCCAUUGCGUCGUGAAUUUCAUCUGCAACAUUGUCCUCUACCAAAUUGUUUGCCUCGUUGGCAUUGUCGUCAUCGAAUACGGUACUAUCAUCGUCGUCAUAUCCAAUGCUGGUGGUGGUGGUGCUCCUGCUGUUGUUCCUGUCGCCAUUAGUUUCUUCGUUUUGGCUUUCGGCCGUUUCGUUUCGUGUCAGCAAAGGUGUGCGUAUCUUGUCAGCAGGACAAGCACUAGACACGCAACCGACAUCGGCACGGCACACCGGGCACUUUGUCACGUCCCCUCUUCCCGAUGCCACCCACUCUUCGUAACAGGUUUUGUCAAAGACGUGACCACAUCGCAGCAACUGGAUAGGGCGACCAUCGGAUCCAAUGUGCUCCGAUCGAAAAUCCUCGAGGCAAAUCGGGCAGCUCGUUGCCGGGCRGUAGGUUCCCCGCAACGCCUCGGCUCGAGCCCGAUCGAUUUCCGACAACCUAGUUGCAGCCGCGGCGUAGUCUCGCUGGUCUCGGCGUGUUUUCCACCUAUUCAGUGCCCCCCAUCCAAACACAAAGAAUGCCCAUGUCAGGACAAUCGCGUUCUUGCUUAUCCAAUCAAAUACGCAUUCGAAGACCGAGGGCUCUUCCCCUUUCUCGAGGACUUCUGCGAUCGCAUCGAUGCCGUGCAUCAAUCCCUUUUCGUAUUCGGCCCGUUUCAGAUCUGGUCUCAUCUCGUUGCGAAUGAUCCGAUCGAUUCGACCGUUUGUCAAAAUAUGCCUUAGUGCRCCACCGGUGGAUACAAAAACAACGCGRUCGCGAACACUGAGGAAUACAAGGACACCGGUGCCACCACCGCCGCCAUUGUUCUCUCCACCAUCGUUUGUGUCGGGUAUUUCGUAACCGAUGCCCCAUCUGUCGUGUAGGCUCAUUGCAGAUUCUCUCGCAUAUUUCUCAACCAAGGUAUCAUACUCGUCGUCGUCAAGAUUUCUCGGAAUGCCAAGUUCUUCCACUAUGGCAACCGCGAUUUGGACGGGAAAUCCAUCGACGUCGCAAUCUGRAUCGCUUUGACCUUUGACGCUCGCGUCUUUACCGGUGUUUUGACACCCUGUCGACGUMAUUUGUCCCGUUCUUGACACGACGAAGCGGGACGAGUAGAAAAGGAGUUUUUCUGCGAUGUUGUGCUUUGCUUCUCGGGUUAGGAUCGCGCUUGGAUCACUGACGCCAUCGUUCGGUGGCGGAAUGCUCUGGAGUCUUUCCCGAAUAUUCUGCUGCACGGGAGAYAAGUGAGUCUUGCUCCCCGUAUCAGCCAGUGUUCCCCUUGCCCUCGGUAGCAGCAACAACAAUGUAGUGAAAGUGUGAAGUAUUACCUUCUUCAUCGUGCUUGUGGAAAUAAAAUUUGCUUUGUCGA
Messenger RNA from Pseudo-nitzschia multistriata, 1506 nucleotides. The record is from the annotation of a GenBank genome assembly. NCBI's taxonomy places the organism in Eukaryota, Bacillariophyta, Bacillariophyceae, Bacillariales, Bacillariaceae.